CCUGUGAAAGAAUUUAGAAUUGAGGUUAUGUUGCCUUGUUCAUCUUGUCAUGAGCAUGAGUUACUUCUUGAUUUUACAAGUGAAUGAACUUUAAAGAUAUUUCUGAAAUCUCAAAUAGAAAAGCUCUUUUAUUAUUUCUGAUCAAUGAAUGUUGUUUUUGAUAGUUCAAAAUGUUGUAUAUAAUUGGUCUAGGUCUGGGAGAUGAGAAAGACAUUACUUACAAAGGACUAGAAGCUGUGAAGAAAGCAAAUCGAGUUUAUUUAGAAGAAUACACAUCGAUUCUCACCGUUGGAAAACGUGCUCUGGAGGCGUUCUACGAGCGAGACGAUCUGAUAGUGGCGGAUCGAGAGCUGGUGGAGCAAGGAGAUGAGAUUUUGCGCGACGCCGAUUGUGCCGACGUGGCGCUUCUGGUGGUCGGUGACCCGUUUGGCGCCACCACUCACACAGACCUUGCCCUCCGCGCCAAAAAGGCCGGCAUACGCUGUCAGAUCAUUCACAAUGCAUCAAUCAUGAAUGCAAUCGGAUGCACUGGUUUACAGUUAUACAGUUUUGGGGAAACAGUGUCCAUACCCUUUUGGACAGAGACUUGGCAGCCGGACAGUUUUUACGAUAAAAUAAUAGGAAAUCUGAGUAGAGGUCUUCACACCUUGUGUCUCCUUGAUAUUAAAGUGAAAGAGCCAACUCUGGAGAGUUUAGUGAAGAAGAAGAGGGAGUACGAGCCACCUCGUUUUAUGACUGUCAACCAGGCUGCGAGUCAGCUGCUGCAAAUUAUUCAACGCAAAGAAUCGUCACAAUUGUCACCGGAAAAAUGUCUAAGUGCUGAUAGCAUUUGUAUAGCAGUGUGCAGAGUUGGGAGCAGUGAUCAGAAAAUGACGUCUACAACCCUGCAAAAGGUCACAGCCCUUGAGAUGGGACCUCCUCUUCACUCUUUGGUCAUUGCUGGCACUCUACAUCCUCUAGAAGAAGAGUAUAUUUCUGAAUUUUCAUUGUGACAAAUUGAAUAAAACUUUAUUCUUUGAAAAAUUC
Messenger RNA from Nilaparvata lugens (brown planthopper), 1026 nucleotides. RefSeq names its product diphthine methyl ester synthase (gene Dph5). Gene Ontology annotation, biological process: protein histidyl modification to diphthamide. The transcript has 5 exons. Gene Ontology annotation, molecular function: diphthine synthase activity. NCBI's taxonomy places the organism in Eukaryota, Metazoa, Arthropoda, Insecta, Hemiptera, Delphacidae. The coding region runs from base 171 to 992 and encodes 273 amino acids. The record is from RefSeq and is a predicted model, not a curated record.